This is a messenger RNA of Kockovaella imperatae, 1482 nucleotides long. RefSeq names its product S-adenosyl-L-methionine-dependent methyltransferase. The transcript is spliced from 9 exons. Gene Ontology annotation, cellular component: mitochondrion. Gene Ontology annotation, molecular function: protein-arginine omega-N symmetric methyltransferase activity. The record is from RefSeq and is a predicted model, not a curated record. Lineage: Eukaryota; Fungi; Basidiomycota; Tremellomycetes; Tremellales; Cuniculitremaceae. Gene Ontology annotation, biological process: mitochondrial respiratory chain complex I assembly. Bases 102 to 1454 code for a protein of 450 amino acids.
UCAUCCGAAUUCGUCAACAUGAUCGAGGAAAUUCCGGUGAACCUAGCCGAUGAGAUCGUUCAGUUCUUCACGUUCUUCAAGAUUCGUAACCUGCUGGAGCGAUGAAGUCUGGUUUGGCGCGGACCCUCAAGAGAACUGAGUCUCGUUGCUCUUGCUUCAGGUCUCCCGCCCUGGCUAGAUCUGCAAGAAGCUACAGCGUUGUAUCACCAUCGACCUCUGGAAGAGCCGAAAGUCCGCUGGCUAAAGUACUGAGAGACUCAAUCAAGGCUACAGGGCCAAUAUCUGUAUCAAGAUACAUGCAGUGGUGCCUCUCCCAUCCAGUUUACGGCUAUUACACUCAGGGCGAUGUCUUUGGUCAGAAAGGAGACUUUAUCACUUCACCAGAAAUCUCUCAGAUAUUCGGCGAGCUCAUGGCUAUAUGGUUCGUCACGCGAUAUAUAGCCGCUGGCCAUCCCAAGCGAUGCAGGAUCAUUGAAUUGGGCCCAGGUCGAGGCACGUUGAUGGCGGACAUCUUGAGGACAUUUGAUCAGCUCAAGAGCAUAGCGUCAAGUCUGAAAUCGGUGCAUCUGGUGGAAAACAGCGAAAAGAUGAGGGCUGUUCAAUCAUCAAAUCUGGAUCGAUUCUGCGAGGAGCGGGACAUCGCUAUACAUUGGGUGGACCGGAUAGACGACGUCCCUCCAGGCGACGAGUUCACUUUCGUCGUCGCUCAUGAGUUCUUCGAUGCGAUGCCUAUAAAUGCCUUUGAGAAGGCUCCAGAGGGCUUCAGAGAGCUCAUGGUGGAUAUAGAUCCUGAAAACGGCUCAGACUCGACUUCAUGCUCGCAUUCGGGACUGCGUUUGACGAGAUCUCGCGAGGCGAAUUCGAGUGCUCUUUUGAUACCAGCUACAUCACCUCGAUUCGCCGCGCUUCCCAUCGGAGCGAGGGUAGAAAUCGCACAGGAUUCAUGGAAGAUCGCGCGAAAGAUCGGAGAGAUGUUACAACGGUCGGAACCAGGCAGCACAAGCUCAUCUGCGGGUGGCGCGGGACUGAUCGUCGACUAUGGUGCAGAUAAGCUGUUUCCAGAUAGCUUUCGAGCCAUCAGGAAGCAUGAGAUAAUUGAUGUCUUUGAUAGCCCCGGAGAAUCUGAUCUCACUGCAAAUGUGGACUUUGCGUACCUCAGGGAAGCCAUAGAGGGUACAGGAACCUCUGCUCUUGGACCCAUCAGCCAAGGACAAUUUCUGCUUUCACUCGGACUGCAGCCUCGUCUCCAAAAGUUGUUAGCCUCGAAUACUUCUCCAGAGCGCAAACAAGAUCUGAUUAAGGGCGCUCAGCGGCUAGUCGAUCCAGUCUUCAUGGGCAGCCAGUACCAGAUUAUGGGCUUGCUCAGCGGUGCUGGAGAGGGUGCAGAGGUGUACCCAUUUCCAUCCCUGGUGCCGACAGCUGCCGAACCCGGAGAGACUCGACCCGAUAGUUAAUCCAAGUCUCACGACAGAACACUGCAUG